AGCCUAGUUAGUUUGGUUUUUUUUGAAGGAUAACCUAACUUUUAUUAAUUGAACCACAUAUAAGUCUUAUAUUAUUUAUUAAAAACAUGAUUACUUAUGAAUUAUGCUUGUUAUUAAGAGUUAUGCCAAAAAAAGAAUUGGCUGCAACUUUAAAGCGCACUGCAACUGCAAUAUUUGAUAAAUCUGGUUUCAUAAGGAAAAUUGAAAACCUUGGUACAAGGGAUAUGCCAUACAAGACUAGCUCUCAUGGAGUUGUAUAUAACAAGGCCAGUUAUUUCUUAAUUGAAAUGAAUGUACCUCCAUCAACAGUUGAAGAAUUGAAAGAAGAGUACUCAAGAGAUGUUGAUAUUAUCAGGAGAAGAGUGUACAAGAAAAUUCCACCAUCAGAGGCUGAAUGCACUUUACAUGAAGAAAUGUUACCAGCACCUUACCGUAAGGAUGUGCAAGAGCUCAUAGCAUCAUCAAAGAAACUGCAAAAACCAAGAUUUAGUUACAACAGUGGUUUGGAUUACUAUCCAUUCCAAAAAUAAAUACACCUUUUAGAAAACUGUAGUUAUUAAAUUUAAUUAGGAAAAUAAAUUAAAUACAAAAUUGUGUACCCCAUUCAUAUUACAUCUACCAUAUAAUGCAGAUCAAACACCAA
Messenger RNA from Nicrophorus vespilloides, 643 nucleotides. RefSeq names its product probable 28S ribosomal protein S6, mitochondrial (gene mRpS6). Gene Ontology annotation, biological process: translation. Bases 87 to 530 code for a protein of 147 amino acids. NCBI's taxonomy places the organism in Eukaryota, Metazoa, Arthropoda, Insecta, Coleoptera, Silphidae. The record is from RefSeq and is a predicted model, not a curated record. Gene Ontology annotation, molecular function: small ribosomal subunit rRNA binding; structural constituent of ribosome. The transcript is spliced from 2 exons. Gene Ontology annotation, cellular component: ribosome; mitochondrial small ribosomal subunit.